GCGCGCUCGAUAACAGCAGGAUUUUGUCCGCGCUAAACUGCCCGCAACCAUCAUCAGUGCACCCAAGGCCUCGUCACGGGACACUCCGAGGUAUAGUCUUGCGUUCGAGGUAGCAAGCGCACCGUCAAAGCAACCCUGUACGCCGCCACAGCCUUCGAGUUCCAAAAGCUGCCAGCCGAAACUGCCCGCACGCAUUGCAAACGCUAAGAACGAUGAACAACCAGGGCUGGCCCAACGAGCGCUGCGAGGCCUGUGGCCUACGAGCGAAGCUGAACAUGGGCGCCGGCGCCAAUGCCCCGCUCUACAUCCGGCUGCGGCCCUGCGCGCGCUGCAAGGAGGUGCGGUACUGCAACCGCGAGUGCCAGCGCAAGGACUGGCCGAGACACCGAAAAAAUUGCGUCGUGCCCGGCGAUAAACCGCCUCCACCCAUGGAUAGUGAUUUGCGCGUCGCGGUCCAGGGCCAGAUCAAGCAACGGGGCUGUUAUAUUAUGGCGAGAGCGUCAAAGGCCGAUCUUAAAGAUGACGACAUUAUCCAAUUACAUACGAUCGGCUUCCACGAGCACGACGCGCCCGAGCUCGCUAUACCAAGGUUGCCGCACCGACUGUUACAACGGGCGGGCGGUUUGUUAGCCUAUGUACGAAAUGAAAAACCAGUAGAUCAGCCCCUGAAAGAGGGCGAGAAGGUGUCGGUGAACGGCUUGCACUUCACGGCUUCGCACGUCAAGGGCCAACGACUGAAGGACGCGAACUUCCUCGGUUUGGUGGCCGUGCGCGCCUACUACGCCCUGAAGCAGUCCGACGGGUUGGUGAGGUGCAUCGAAUUAACAUUAGAGAGUGAAGAUGAUAUGACGGACGAGUUGAGUGGAGCGAUGGCGCGCGCGGAGGCGGCCGCGAAGCCCUCCGCCGACGUCGCGGACGCGGAGAAACGGGCCCACGCCCGCAUCCAGGCGCAGAACGCCGUCGACGCUUCGAAAGAGAUGGCUGCUCUAAAACUCCAGGAACAGAUGGACGCGGUCGACCGCGAGGGGGCUCCUACGGUCUCCGAGGCGGAGGCGGCGAAGAUUUAGGUCUUUUUCUAACAUUUUUGAGAGUUGAGU
Pelagomonas calceolata is the source of this 1097-nucleotide messenger RNA. The record is from the annotation of a GenBank genome assembly. Lineage: Eukaryota; Pelagophyceae; Pelagomonadales; Pelagomonadaceae.